Molecule: messenger RNA, 5169 nt
Organism: Osmia bicornis bicornis
Lineage: Eukaryota; Metazoa; Arthropoda; Insecta; Hymenoptera; Megachilidae
Exons: 1
Coding region: 1-5169 (1722 amino acids)
Biological process (GO): DNA integration
Molecular function (GO): nucleic acid binding
Source: RefSeq, a predicted model, not a curated record
AUGGAAGCCGAGUUAAAGAAAUUAACUUCUGACCGCGGAUUGAUAAAGGCCGCGCUGACUCGUUUCUCGAAAUACUUUAAUGAAUCAGAAAGACCAGUAAAUGUAAGGGCAUUGCAGAAACGUUUAGAGGCAAAUGUAGGUCUGUAUAAUGGCUACAAUGCAGUUCAGAGUGAGAUAGAGCGUAUAGUUGCAGGAAAAGAGUCGGAAGCAGCUCACGCAGCUGACAGAGAUGAUUUCGAAGAGACAUAUUUUAAUCUAAUCGCAGAUGUAGAAUCAUAUAUCGAAAGUGUAGAAGGGCGAAACAGGGUAGCAAAUCAGGCCGCAGAACAAUCACCAACCCCCGCGUUGACAAGUUCUGAUGCUAAGGUAAAAUUACCAACGAUACAGUUACCAUCGUUCGACGGGGAUUACAGCGAAUGGAUAAAAUUUAAAGACACCUUUACUAGUUUGGUGCACGAGAGUGAAUUACCUGAUGUGCAGAAAUUCAACUAUCUGAAUUCUGCACUGAAGGGACCGGCAGCGCGAGUCAUUCAAUCUUUAGGAGUUUCCGACACGAAUUACAAAUUAGCAUGGGACUCAUUAAAAUCGCGAUACGAAAAUUCAGCAAUGCUUAGAAAAUUUCACGUAGUAGCAAUAUUAGAUUUGCCAGUUAUACAAAAACAGUCUUCGACCGCGCUCAGAGAAUUAUUAGAUAACGUUAGAAAUCAUUUAGCAGCUUUGAAAUCGUUAAAGGAACCAAUUGAAUCUUGGGAUAGUCUCCUGAUCCCAAUAUUAAGCAGGAAAUUAGACAUGGCAUCCUUAAGAGAAUGGGAAAAGGGGAUAACUAGCUUAGAGCGGGUCACAUUCAAGAGUUUUACCUCAUUUUUGGAGGAGCGAUCCUCGUAUUUGGAGAAUAUUGCCUCACCAGUUCAGGUGCCACCAGCCACGAGACCCGAACCCCCUUCAGGGUUCGUAGCUAACCGUAAACCGUGUCGCGUAAUGAAUCACGUAGUAGGUAUAUCGAGUAGUACUUGUCCAGCAUGCGGAGCCGGGCACCCAUUGUUUCGUUGCGAGAAAUUUAAGGGAUUGUCCAUCGAUGAAAAAACUCAGGUAACGCAGACGUCACAGAGUUGCUUCAAUUGCCUACAAACCGGUCAUCGCGUUAAAGCCUGCACCCGCAAGCACUGUGAUUUGUGUGGUAAGAAGCAUCACAUAUUGUUGCAUCGCGAUAAUGUCGGUCAAAAGCAAAAUAAUAAUGAACCUACGAAUAGUGUUUCCGCCAGCAGAACUACCUCAUGUGUCGCGAGUCUUUCUAGUAAGGCGUUUGAGCAUAGUGUGCUAUCUACAGCAGUCGUGCACGUAGAAAACGAUAGGAAGGAGAGAAUUCAGUAUAGAGUCCUUUUAGAUUCUGGGUCGCAAUCGAGUUUCGUAACACAUAGUGUAUGUAAAAGAUUAGGUCUCAGGUAUGAUCCUGUAGAAACAGAAGUAGUCGGAAUAGAUAGAAAAUCUAGAAUAGUCAGAGAUAGAGUUGACUUAAAGAUAGUGUCUAGGGUUAACGGGUUUAAUGCUAGUAUUUCAUGUUUAGUAAUAGAUAAUAUCACUGAUGAUAUGCCGAACGUUGAUAUGAAUAGAUCAACACUUGCAGUACCAGCUCACAUAAUGUUAGCUGACCCAGAGUUUGAUAGAUGUCGACCAAUCGACUUAUUAAUUGGCGCCGGUUUAUUUUGGUAUUUAUUGUGCGUCGGCCAGCAUAAAGCAGGUAACCACCUAUUGUGGCAAAAGACACAGCUAGGUUGGGUGUUAGGUGGACAGAUUAGUUGGCCUAUUGAGGGUCAUUCAAGGAUUCAGAGAGGUCACCUUAGUACAAAUCGCGAGUUAUCAGAACAGUUAGAGCGUUUUUGGAAGGUGGAAGAGAUCGUAACAGACCAUACAGUGGAUACAGACGAAUGUGACGCGUACUUUCGAGCUACAACGCGUCAAAAUGAUGAUGGUAGAUAUAUAGUAAAAAUCCCUUUCAACGAGCAGGUACAUAGAUUGGGAUCAUCAAGACAACAAGCGGAGAAUAGACUUAAAUCAUUAGAAAGAAGGUUAAUGAAACAACCGCAGCUUCGCGAGCAAUACAUAGAGUUUUUAGCAGAAUAUGAACGAUUAGGACACAUGUCGCGAAUUUCAAAACAAACAGUGGAUGAGAAGAUAGUCUUUUAUCUUCCUCACCAUGCCGUCUUCAAAGCAGACAGUACAACAACAAAAUUACGCGUUGUAUUUGAUGGCUCGGCAAAGACAAGUACAGGAAAAGUACAGAAUUCUGAUACUCAGAAGGUCGGUCCGACAGUACAGAGCAAGUUAGUCGACAUUUUAUUGCGGUUUCGUACGCAUAGAUACGUCUUAUCGGCGGAUAUAGCGAAGAUGUAUAGACAAAUAUUAGUAGAUUCAGAGCAACGACGUUUCCAGAGAAUUUUAUGGCGAUCAAAUCCAGAUCAUCCUAUCAAGACAUUUGAAUUAAAUACCAUAACAUAUGGCACCGCUUCGGCGCCUUAUUUAGCGACCCGCGUAUUACAGGAGGUAGGAUUAAAAUGUGUACAAGAUUUUCCAACUGUUAGUCGAAUAGUCAUCAACGAUUUUUACGUUGAUGAUCUACUAACAGGCUUGGAUACAGUUCAUGAAUUAGAAGAAGUAAAAAGGGAUCUUACAGAUAUUUUAAGCAAAUCAGGAUUUGAUUUACGGAAAUGGGCGUCAAAUUGCGCAACAGUAUUAGAGCAGGCAACAGAUAAACCGUUAGACAAGGAUCCAAAAACGCUCGGACUCCAUUGGUCAUCCGCCAGAGACGAACUUCUAUUCAAGGUUACGCCAUCAGCAGGCAAAAGAAUUACAAAACGAACAAUUUUGUCCGAGAUAGCACAGUUAUUUGACCCGUUAGGAUUAGUUGGCCCUAUAAUUACCCGCGCCAAAUUACUGAUGCAGCACCUCUGGCAAACACAGGUAGGCUGGGACGAGUCACUCUCCCAGGAGUUAUGUACACAAUGGACAGGCUACAGAAAAGAAUUAGCUAGUUUAAAUAGUUUAAGGAUUCCUAGACAGGCACUUGUGACCGCGAAAGGUAUCGAACUGCAUGGUUUUUCAGACGCUUCCGAACGGGCUUACGGAGCCUGCAUCUACCUACGCUCAAGUUGCGAAGCAGGUAGAUGGGAGGUAAGGCUUUUAUGUUCGAAGUCUCGGGUCGCUCCGUUAAAAAUAAUUUCGUUACCUAGAUUAGAGUUAUGCGGAGCAUUAUUGCUCGCGCAAUUAGUACAAAGGGUCAGGACAGCUCUUCGGGUAUCAUUCAGUAAGGAAAGAUAUUGGUGUGAUUCGACAAUCACUCUUGCGUGGAUUCGAGGCAACUCCAAUAGAUGGAAAACUUUCGUGGCUAAUAGAGUAACACAAAUUCAGUUAAUAACAGAUUUAGAUAAUUGGUCGCAUAUACGAUCACACGAGAAUCCCGCGGAUCUAAUUUCUCAAGGAGUUGAUCCUAAUUUCUUGAUUAGUAGUGAAUUAUGGUGGUUGGGACCUUCGUGGCUAACAGAUGAACCAGAUCACUGGCCCCCGCAAUCAGAAGAAGUAGUGAUAGACGUGCCGGAACAAAAACAAGCCAUUGCAUUAGCCACCGUAACCGGUGAUACAAACGAAUUGUUCAAUCGGUAUUCAGAUUAUACGCGGUUAGUACGAGUAACAGCUUAUUGCCUCCGCUUUAUUAAUAAUAUUCAGCUAGCAAGAAACCGUAAACCUAACGAUUCAGCAAACCUCGGAAACGCAAAUUUAACACAAGUAGAAACACACAAAGCGCAAGAAACACUAGUACGGCUUGCACAAAAGGAAACAUUUUCCGAUGAGAUCAAUUUAUUGGUUAAGGGUCAAACCGUUUCAAAACAAAGCCCUUUGCGAUCCUUAGCACCGUUUAUAGAUUCAGCAGGACUUGUCAGGGUGGGCGGUAGGCUUAUUAAUGCCCCCAUUUCGUACAACAAAAGACACCCGGUUUUGUUACCCUCUAAGCAUGCCCUAACGGAUUUGAUUAUUAGAAAUGAACACAGUAGGCUCCUUCAUGCCGGGUGUCAACACGUGAUCGCAUCUUUGCGUGAGCGAUUUUGGCCCAUAGCAGGUAUGCGAGCAGUCAAGAAAAUAAUUAGAAGUUGCGUGAGAUGCUUUCGGGUCAAGCCACAAGGAAUAGAGUACCCCAUGGGUCAGCUACCUGCAGCUCGGGUGACACCAACCCGUCCAUUUACAACCUGUGGUGUCGAUUAUGCGGGGCCGUUCAUAACCAAAGACAAUACUCGCAGUAAAGUGUCAUUAAAAUCUUACAUAUGUAUUUUUGUAUGUUUUGCUACAAAGGCCACUCAUAUCGAACUAGCAGUAGACCUUAGCACAGAUGCAUUUAUAAAUUGCCUCAAACGAUUCAUAGCACGUCGAGGCCGUUGUCACAGCAUUGUUUCUGACAAUGGAACGAAUUUUGUAGGAGCAAGAAAUAAGCUCAGUGAAUUAGAUAAUUUAACCAGAAGCAAGGAAUACAAUUGUCAGAUUAGCCAAUUUUUAAGUAGAGAGCAUAUAGAAUGGUCUUUCAUACCUCCUCGCGCUCCUCAUUUUGGAGGACUAUGGGAAAGCGCCGUUAAAUUAACAAAAUAUCAUUUGCUACGAGUCAUAGGGGAACAAAGAUUAACCUAUGAAGAGUUAUACACGCUAUUAACACAGGUAGAGUCCUGUCUGAAUUCACGUCCUCUCAGUCCACUGUCAUCCGAUCCCCACGACUUGAAUCCUCUAACUCCGGGACACUUUUUGAUUGGGACUGCCCUGAGCUCGUUGCCAGAUCACGAUUUGACGAGCAUUAAGACAAAUAGAUUAAAUCGGUAUCAGCUGAUCCAACAGAUGUACCAGCAUUUUUGGCAGAGAUGGCAGAAGGAAUAUCUGCACCAGCUUCAGCAGAAUUAUAAAUGGACUCAGACCUCCAAGCAUCAAUUGACUGAAGGCAUUCUGGUUGUCAUCAAAGAGGAUGGUCUACAACCACUGCGUUGGUGCUUGGGACGAGUUACAGAAUUGCAUCAGGGCAAGGAUGGCGUAGUACGAGUCGUUUCCGUCAAAACUAUGGAUGGAUUAUACAAGAGACCAGUGUCAAAAAUUUGUAUUUUACCAAUGCCAGUCACUGAAGACCAAGAAUGUAAUUGA